Messenger RNA from Menidia menidia (Atlantic silverside), 3725 nucleotides. The record is from the annotation of a GenBank genome assembly. NCBI's taxonomy places the organism in Eukaryota, Metazoa, Chordata, Actinopteri, Atheriniformes, Atherinopsidae.
CCGUGAGCUCUGCGCAAUGAGAAGUGCAGGUUGUCCGCCAUUGCUGUAUGAAGAACUAUCGGGCUUGGCGUUUGGCUGUCAACAAUAAACUUGAGGUGCGGGACGCGGAGCUAAAAGGUCGAGUGAAAGCUCGUCGGCUCCUCCUGAAACCAGAAGACAGCCCUGUCCCUCCCUGAAGAACACUUUCAUGCCAACGGACGAAGCAACCAUGUCCAAUCUCAGCAAAGGCGGCACUAAGAAGGACACCAAAAUGAGGAUAAGGGCCUUUCCUAUGACGAUGGAUGAAAAGUAUGUCAACAACAUUUGGGACCUUUUGAAAAAUGCCAUCCAGGAAAUUCAGAGGAAGAACAACAGCGGCCUGAGCUUUGAAGAACUUUACAGGAAUGCCUAUACCAUGGUGCUACACAAACACGGCGAGAAGCUGUACACGGGUCUUCGGGAAGUUGUCACUGAACACCUUAUCAACAAAGUACGAGAGGAUGUCCUCAACUCCCUAAACAACAACUUCCUCCAAACCUUGAAUCAGGCCUGGAAUGACCAUCAGACAGCGAUGGUGAUGAUCAGAGACAUCUUAAUGUAUAUGGAUCGGGUGUAUGUACAGCAGAACAAUGUGGAGAACGUCUACAACCUGGGGCUGAUCAUCUUCAGGGAUCAGGUGGUUCGUUAUGGCUGCAUCAGGGACCAUCUCCGACAGACCCUGCUGGACAUGAUUGCACGGGAGAGGAAGGGGGAGGUGGUGGACAGGGGGGCUAUUAGGAAUGCCUGCCAAAUGUUGAUGAUCCUUGGCCUAGAAGGGAGGUCUGUGUAUCAAGAAGACUUCGAAGCACCAUUCUUAGAAAUGUCUGCAGAAUUUUUCCAGAUGGAGAGCCAGAAGUUCCUUGCAGAAAACAGUGCCAGUGUUUACAUAAAGAAGGUUGAGGCCAGAAUUAAUGAGGAGAUCGAGCGGGUGAUGCACUGCUUGGAUAAAUCCACAGAGGAGCCCAUUGUCAAGGUGGUGGAACGAGAGCUAAUUUCUAAACACAUGAAGACCAUCGUAGAGAUGGAGAAUUCUGGCCUGGUUCAUAUGCUGAAGAAUGGCAAGACAGAUGAUUUGGCAUGCAUGUACAAGCUGUUCAGUCGUGUUCCCAAUGGGCUGAAGACCAUGUGUGAGUGUAUGAGCUCAUACCUGCGGGAGCAAGGCAAGGCCCUCGUGUCAGAGGAGGGGGAGGGAAAAAACCCAGUAGAUUACAUCCAGGGUUUGCUGGACCUUAAGUCCCGUUUUGACCGUUUCCUCCAGGAGUCUUUCAAUAACGACCGCCUCUUCAAGCAGACUAUUGCUGGGGAUUUUGAGUACUUCCUUAACCUGAACUCCCGCUCGCCGGAAUACCUCUCGCUCUUUAUUGAUGACAAAUUGAAGAAGGGUGUAAAAGGGCUAACAGAGCAGGAGGUGGAGUCCAUACUGGACAAGGCCAUGGUGCUCUUCCGCUUCAUGCAGGAGAAGGACGUGUUUGAGAGAUACUACAAGCAGCACUUGGCUCGACGAUUGCUCACCAACAAAAGCGUCUCUGAUGACUCUGAAAAGAACAUGAUCUCAAAGCUAAAGACUGAGUGCGGCUGUCAGUUCACUUCUAAACUGGAGGGCAUGUUCCGGGACAUGAGUAUCUCAAACACAACCAUGGAUGAGUUUAGACAACAUCUACAAACAACAGGGGUGUCACUUGGAGGGGUUGAUCUCACUGUGAGAGUCCUGACCACAGGGUAUUGGCCAACACAAUCUGCAACACCCAAGUGCAAUAUCCCCCCCUCACCACGGCAUGCAUUUGAAGUCUUUAGAAGGUUUUAUCUUGGUAAGCACAGUGGCCGACAACUCACCCUGCAGCACCACAUGGGAUCUGCUGACUUAAAUGCAACCUUCUAUGGUCCUAUCAAAAAGGAGGAUGGGUCGGAGGUCGGAGUGGGAGGGGCUCAGGUCACGGGAUCCAACACCAGAAAGCACAUCCUUCAGGUGUCCACCUUUCAGAUGACCAUCCUCAUGCUCUUCAACAACAGAGAAAAGUCAACAUUUGAGGAGAUCCAGCAGGAGACGGACAUCCCAGAGAGGGAGCUGGUGCGAGCGCUGCAGUCUCUGGCCUGUGGAAAGCCCACGCAGAGAGUUCUCACUAAGGAGCCCAAGUCCAAGGAGAUUGAAAAUGGGCACGUGUUUACAGUCAAUGACCAGUUUACCUCCAAACUGCACCGUGUCAAAAUCCAGACAGUGGCUGCUAAACAGGGGGAGUCGGACCCAGAGAGGAAAGAGACGAGGCAAAAGGUUGACGACGACAGAAAGCAUGAGAUUGAAGCGGCCAUCGUUCGCAUCAUGAAGUCUAGAAAGAAGAUGCAACACAAUGUCCUAGUCGCAGAGGUCACACAGCAGUUGCGAGCAAGAUUCCUUCCUAGUCCUGUAGUCAUCAAGAAGCGCAUUGAAGGACUUAUUGAGAGAGAAUAUUUGGCGAGAACGCCAGAGGACCGCAAAGUGUACACUUACGUAGCAUAAUUCACUGAAAGCUAGCAUCAAGUUGAGAGAAACUGGGGGCCUUUUUUUUAUUUUUGUGGACUGCUAUGUAUUUGAACUUGGAAGUGCUUUCAUCGUUGAUUCUGGGAAACACUGGGAAGCUUAACUUUUCUUCCAGACAAUGUGUUUGAAAAAAAAAAAUAAUGCAAAAAAGAUGGUGAAGUUUUCUAGCAAUAUUAGACUUCUGAAAGAGAUGGAAUGGAAGGAGGGGAUCUAGUUUUUGUAUAAACUCCUGUUUCUUGUGGCCUUUGGAGAGAACUCGGUAAGCCUGUUUGCCAGUCAACCACUCACUGUCAAGAACACACGUACAGCAAACAUGUGGCUACACGGAGCUCAAGAAAAUAUUUGAACUCACUCCCCUGUUUUAAAUGUUAAUGUCAGUGUGUCAAGUUUUGUGUUUUGUGGCACAGCCAUGGCUGUACAGCUUGACAGACAGGCUUGGCCUAACAGAUGGAUUUUUUUACAUUCAAAGAAAAACAUGAAUUGUUAACUAGCUCAGACCUGGUUUACAAGCGCAGUGAAAGACAUUUGAGUAUUUGAGACACCGUGAAGAUUUCUUAAUUUAUGCUGCAAGUAUGUCUUUUUUUGGGAGGUUAUUUUAAUGGUGCAUUUAAUUAAAGGUCACCACACAUGCCAGAAAUAUAUUUAAAGUGAUUUUCAAAACGUGACCAGGUCUGUACUGGCGUUCAUAGACCAAGUGCUUUUGAUUCACAGCAAGCUUUUAUCUAAUGGGUCAAGUUCAAAACUCCAUAGAUAUGUGGUCCCUAGUGUCACAUUUUUCACUUUAUGCCUGCUGUUUGUUCAGCCAUGAAAUGAUCUCCUCUCUUGGAAUGGAAGACUCCUUGUGGUGCAGGUUUCAAAGAGGAUUUUUUUUGCUCUUUGACUGCAUUUUGAACAGGUGGAACCAGUGAAGCACCAUGCUUUAAUGUGUACAAACUGUAAAAUAUUAAUUGUACUCACUGCAAAGGUGGAUUGUACAGGGCCUUGUUUUCAUCAUAUUAAAUGUAGAGUUAAAAAAUAAAUAGUUUUUUUUUUUUUUAAACUUCUUUCAUGAGAAGGCCUUGGCAAGCACGAGAAAUGGUUUCCUCACUUGCCAUAAUUUAAGUUUUGUUUAAAUGGGAGACAUUGAAAGGUUCUGAGCUGUGAAGAAUUUGGCAGAGCUACCCAAACAACAUUGUUUACUUCAUAUUUUAAG